Molecule: messenger RNA, 2089 nt
Organism: Myxocyprinus asiaticus (Chinese sucker)
Lineage: Eukaryota; Metazoa; Chordata; Actinopteri; Cypriniformes; Catostomidae
Exons: 4
Coding region: 151-1752 (533 amino acids)
Molecular function (GO): GTP binding
Source: RefSeq, a predicted model, not a curated record
CUAACUGGAAUAACAGGUUACUGCAGAAGGAAGGAGCAUUUCAUCACGCCUUAAAAGUGAAAGCAUAUCGUGACAAACUGCGUAGCCACUUCUUUCUCUAAGUGUUUCAUUUGGCUUGUUGUGACCCGUCUACAGUCACAUAAAUUGAAGAUGGCGGAGGGGCCUUCACUGCCUGAGUUGUCUGGUAAUGAUUCAAUGAUGCGGAUUCUUCUGAUGGGCAGGAAGUGUUCUGGGAAAAGGUCGUCAGGAAACACAAUAUUGGGAAAAAGAAAGUUUCAAGUUAAAAGGCCUCAAGAUGCAGUAUGUGAGGAUAUAUCACAUAUCAGUGGAAAGCAGGUGCAUGUGAUUGAUCCUCCAGAUCUACUGGAUCCAGAUCUCUCUAAAGAGAAGAUUAAUGAUAUGAAAGAGGAACUCCUCACUCUCUGUUCAGCAGGUCUCAGUGCAGUACUGCUGGUCGUACCUUUAGAGAAAAAAGUGGAAAAUGAGGAAGAGAUUUUAUAUUUGAUUGAAGAUAUAUUAGGACCUGGUGUUCAGAAAUACAUCAUGGUUCUGUUCACACAUGGAGAUGAACUGGAGGAUCUGGACGAGACCAUUGAUGAAUAUCUACAAGACAAAGAUCAUGCAGAUCUACAGCAGCUGGUUACAGAAUGUGGAGGAAGAUUUCACUGUUUCAAUAACAAGUGUAAAGAUGAAGAUCAGGUCACAGAAUUACUGCAGAAGAUUGAGAGAAUGAAAGGAGAAAAUGGUGGGAAAUUCAUCAAGGCACGAAGAAGAAGCAGCAGAAACACUGGUGUCAAUUUUUCAGAAGAAAGUCCAGCAGAUGAAAGUUCAGAUGAGCAUCAGAUUCCUGAAAGAAAACAGCAGAUCAGACUGGUGUUACUGGGGAAAACUGGUGUUGGGAAAAGCUCAACAGGAAACACAAUCCUGGGCAGAAACGUGUUUCAAUCCUUCGCCAGCUCAAACUCUCAGACGAAUCAGUGCAGUUUGGAAACCAAUGUGAGGAUCGGUAAAGAGAUCUCAGUGAUCGACACACCUGGACUUUAUGAUACUAAACUCCCCAAAGACGAGGUUAUAAAAGAAAUUUUGAAAUGUAUGAUCUACUCCUCUCCUGGACCGCACGCUUUUCUUAUCGUGAUUAAAGUGGGACGAUUCACUGAGGAGCAGAAAAAUACAGUGAAGCAGCUGAAAGAAGUAUUUGGAGAUCAGAUGGAGAAGUAUACAAUGAUCAUCUUCACUCAUAAAGAUCAGUUAGACAAGGAAAAUAAAACCAUUGAUAAAUAUCUACAGAAAGCUGAUCCAGAUCUUCAAACUCUCGUGCAUAGCUGUGGAAACAGAUACAUCUGUAUGGACAACAACUCUGCCAGUUACCCACAGUUCAAAGAUCUCCUCGAGAAAAUAGAGAUGAUGAUGGCAGAAAAUGGAGGGACGCACUUCACCAAUGAGAUGUUUGAAGGAACAGAGAAGUCUAUUCAGGAGAUUCAGAAGCAGAAGUUGGAGGAGAAAGUAAAGCAGUACAAACAGGAGCACAAAGUAGUUGAUCCAACAGUAUGGCAGAAGAUGCACUGCAGUUUAGCAGAGGAGUCACGACAUGAAGCUCUGGGUUUGAUCUUUAUAAACAUAAGUAUAAUCGUUAUAUCUUCCUGUCUGGAGAACACAUUGACAGAUCCUGGAGGAAGUCUUGUGGAGGCAGUAAAACCUUUAACUGAAGCCAUAAAGACACUACAAAAACAAAGAAUGUGUAGAAUUCAGUGACAAAAGUGAUGUGACAAACUUAUUUACAAGCUCCUUAUUUAAAAUGAAAGAUUCUUGCAUUUUUCACAAUACACUCACAGUGUUAAUAUUGGGUAUGAACACACAAAGUUCAGUCCUUUAUCUACAUAGAGUUUGCUUAUAUUUGUGUAGCUGUUAAUUUAAAGUGUGGAUGUGGGGUAGGUUUUUGACUAAUGUUGUGUAUAACUGAUGUUCAUAGCUGUUUAAAUGUAAGGUCUGAUGGCACUUAUAGCCAGUCUUUCAGAAAAUGAAUAUAUAUCUAGUGUAUGAGAAUGUGCUGUUACAUUAUUAUGUGCCAAUAAAACAAUCGUUAAAGCUC